GUCAUCUACAAAAGAAUGGGCAAAAGGAAGAGACCAGUGGAAGGACACAAUGAUGCCUCGUAUGGGCUCUCUGGAGAUGAGGACUGCGAGAGGACCGAAGGUGCCAGCCCUUUCGCCCUGCCUGGGAAAUUGCAGGACUUUUGGAAAAGUCUGCUGGAGCAAGAUGAUGAAUACAUCAAAGAACGUAAGCGUGACAUCAAGAAAAAGACCGGGAGCAAGGUUUUUAGUUUCGUCGACCUUCAGAAGUGCGACGCAAUUUCUGAAGCGCAGGUUGAACGAGAAGAGAACUACCAGUUCCUCUUGAAGUACUUGAGUACCUUCGCUGGGGACUUGCCAACGAAGUAUGAGGUGGAGGAGUCCUUGGUGAAGAUCUGUAACGAGGUUCAUUUGAACCCGCACUUUACCAACAAGUCCCAGCACGAGGCUUGGGCACGCAACGAGGCACAGAUGGUUCGCCAAAUGGCCUCGCAUGUCACCAACUUGUACCAAAGGACUGGGCAUGACAAAAUGCGUGCCCUCAAGACGAUCGUGCACAUGAGGUUGCAGGUGAAAAGGCGAUGCACAAAAAAGGCAAGAAAGAUCGAGACAAAGGAUGAUGCACCUGACCAGCCAAAUGCACCCAACCAGCAAUUGGGAGCACCCGCUGACCUCGCCCAGACGGUUCCAAUGACUGAGUCCCAAGUGGAGGCGGCCAUGGAGAGCUUGCCCGAUUCCCAGCAAGCUUGCGGGGAUUCCGUGGAUUUGGGCCAGGGGGACCUGACUGGAGACCAAGAAGAUGAACAGGGGGAAGAGGAAAGCCUGACAGAUGAUGAAAUAGUAACUCCCAUCAUUUGCCAUGACGAAGCUGCAUAUGAUUUGGUGAAAGAUGAUUCUGUUGAUGCGCACUACAUGGAUUCACAAUCACAUGGAAAUGAUGCACCCCCGGCGAUCCCAAAAGAUGAUCCCAAGAACAUCCCAAAGGAUGUGAAGGCUCCUUCAGAGAAUGAACCUGCAGCCCCUGCGGCAUCUGAACCUGUGCCCUCUCCCGGUGUUGAAGAAGUCUUGGGAUCUGAAGACGAAGGUUUAAAGACAAAAGACAAAUCAAAGGGUAAGACUGAAGAGAAGACUACCUACCAAAAAGGCACUUUCCAGGACCACAAGCCGAUCUGCCCAUUACCCGACGCUGCGGGUGAAGACGAUUCGUUGCAAGCCCAGAUUGAAACAUCAGUGGCAAAGUUGACUGAAGCGAUGAAAGGAAGGGAUGUGCAGAAGAAUUUACUGAAGGCACAAGCGAUUCUUCGGAAGUCCAUUCGUGAAGCGAAGCUAGAGGAAGAGGCUGAGGAGGAUAUCGACAGACAGUACAAGGAUGAAGGUGAUAGUGAUUCAGGCAACGAAGGAAAACCACCUAAGAAGACCAAAGGUAAAGGAAGGGGGCGGGGCAGAGGUGGAAAACAUAAAGUGCCCAAUCCCGACAACACUGAGCCAGUGAGCAAGAAAGCUCGCACAGACAAAGGUGGCAUGCCUAGCCAUUCCCUACCAAAGACACUAGACGUUGCAGCUGAGGUGGCAGCAGAAAUUGCUGAACAAAACGUCGCAGACGCAAGGCAAGACAAAGGUGAUGUCCCUGGUGAGGCUGACCAACCUGAGCAGUCUAAGGAUGCAAAACCUAAGUGUUCAGCAGCAAAGACAAAAGCAAAGCACACAAGGAAACGCACAAAGAAGGAGGCAGAGCCAGAAGAUGCCAAAGAGAAGGACAAGACAGACCCAGAAGAGAACAAAGAAGGACCAGAAGCAGCACAGCCGAAGACACCACCACCUGCAGGGGAGGCGCAGACACCCAAGAAGAAAACACCAACAAAGACACCUAAGAAGACACCCAAGAUGACUCCAAGGGCUGCAAGAAAGAAGAGAAACCAGGAGGCCAACGUGCAAGAGCUCCGUGACAAGGGGCCCCGCCUGCCAUACUUCAAUUUGCCAGAUGAUGUGGCCACGAAAAAGUGCAAUCCUCAGGUGGGUUUUGGCAAUCAAGGCGGCUGGUUGGGUCCCAGUGAAGGCAGAUGCAUAGGGCGUAGGGUCCUCGGUUGGUGGCUGUGCAGCAGCGAUUUUGUGACCAGGCUCCACAUCUGUGAUUAUGUUGCACAGAUAACAGAUCCGAGCUCCCCGAAUGCCAAGAGAGUCGGUGACAAGGAUUUCAAGGCGUCGUUUCCUCAGGUCAACAACGUGAUGUGGCAGCUUUCACAACUGCAAGGGUUUUUGCGCUUGGUGCAAAUGGCACUUCGGGUGGUGGAGGACGGGGUGGCCCACGGAGGGCCACCGUGCUCGUCUUUCAUUUGGUUGAACCGUGGGACGAGCAAACGAUCGGCAGCACGUCCCAUGGGAGACCAACUGGAGCCCACAGUUUCCCAUGCUGGCGAUCUUCGACGUAACCUUUAUGGAGAUGAUCUGGCCACGUUUGAUCUUGUCCACGGGGCUCUAGACAAGGCCAAGUCACUGCAGUGGUGGUCAGCAGCAAAGCUGGGAGAUGUACAAAGCUUCCUCAGGCGAAGCUGGCAUCACAACAUCCUCAGCCGGAAGGCAGGCCCACAGAAGAAACGUCAGACCGCAGCAAAAGCACCUGCAGCAGCAGAGAGUCCAACCAGUGAGGCUUCAACUGUUCCAGGAACAGAUGAACAAGCCAGAGCCAUGGCAAUCCAGAAGUACCAGCAAGCACAAAGAGAAGAAUCUGCAAGGCAGCUCCAAGAGCAACAGCAAAAAGAAGCACAGCCGAAAAGGUUGCCAGCCACACCCUGCCUGCGUCGAGUGAUGUCAAUGUCAAUUUUGCAGCAGCCUGCAUCAGGGACACAAUCACCAAACGAACCCAUGGACACCAGAACAAAUGACAACAACAACUCGCAGGCAGCACAGGCAAAGAGUGCAAGCACCACCAAGCAACAGAAGAAGAUCCAGAAGAAAAACAAACAACAGAAGAAGAAGAAGAAUGCUUGCAAGAAAGGAAACGGAAACACACCACAACAGCAGCUGACAGUGCAAGCACCACCAGCAAACACGCCCGAACAACAGGCCAACAAAUCUCUUGACCCACAUGACCAAGGACAAAAACAAGUUCAGCCUGAGCAGACUGUUAAACAGCAAGAACCUACCACAGUCGCACCAGACCCUCCACUAGCACCACCCUCCCCUGCACAGAGUGAGCAAGCCAAAGCACACUCUCAGGCACAAGCAACUGCAGUCAAGGCCAUGCUGAACAGAGCCCAGACCGCCGACCUGGGUCAUUCAGCCCCGCCUGCACCCUCAGCUCCAGCCCUGCCUGCCCCAGCGACGCCGAGCAGCACGGCCACACCCAUGCCCACCAGUGAUCUAGCCAAAGAUCCGUUGAUGAAGAAGAAGAAGGGGACAGUUGUCCGUAACAAAGAUGCCCACAAUCGACGGAUGAGAUUUUACCGAUCGUUGGAGAGCUCAUCAAGCCCUGAUGAAAUCCAGGACAUGGCCGAGAAUGCCCGCACAGGAGGAAAUAAGAGGCAAAAAUUGGCAGUGCUUUUUGAGGAGUGGGUAAAUUGUAGCGAGGACUGGCAACAAAGCAGCUUCGUCAUUCGCAUGAAGCAGCGGACGACGGAGCGGCAGAAGGGUGGACGCAGAUGGAUGACAAAAGCUGACAUAGUCAGUAAGUAUGCGCCUGGACGGACUGAGUCAGAAGCUAAGUCCAUAGCAGAGGAAAUCGUUGCACAUAAAGAGCAAACACCGGAUGCAAAGCGUCCACAUCCAGACGCGCCUCUCAACAGUGAGAUGACCUUGUACCUAGUCUGGGAUGAACAGUUCGAGUCGACGGAGCAUGACUCAGUUGUGGAACAGUUGUUCCGCCAGAAAGAUUCGUCUGCCAAAAAGGCUUCGAAAGGCAAAGGAUCGAAAGAGUCAAAGAAAAGAAAGGCAUCAUCAUCGCCAGAAAACUCAGAGGAUUCAAGUGAAGACAGUGACCGGGAUGAUAGCAGCUCAAGCUCGAGCAGCACAAAGCGAAACAAGAAACAGCAUGACAAGAAGAAGAAAAGAAAGAACACCAAGAAUAAGAAAACAAAGAAAGGAAAGACAGCAAAGAAGGACAAGGGUAAGAAGAACAAGUCAGAAAGCGUCAGUGACGUGUCAGAUUCAGAAGACAAAGACCCGGAGGCGGAAGAAAAGGAGAGAGAGAAGGCAGCUGAAAAGGAGAGAAAACGAGCAGAAGCAGAAGCCAAGAAAGAGGCAAAGCGAAUUGAGACUGAACAGAAGAAAGCGGCAAACAAAGAGCAGAAUCGAAAGAAAGGUUUGGUCAAGAAGGAGGUGGCAGCUUUGGAUGCUGCUAUUGGGGAUUCUUCACGCCGGGAGGCAAACGCAUCGACAUUGUCUGUGAAUCUCCGAGAUGCAGUCAUUCAAGAUCUGCAGGCACAUCGGAACAAGUUGAUGACCAAGCGUGGAGAGCUUCAGGCUGCCUUGGAUUUUGGCAAGGUCAGCGACAUGGAGGACCUGGCUGCUCAGGCUAAGGCUUUGGUGACUGACUACAACCGCGCAAAGAAGGCUACGUCGAUGGGUGAUGGGGAAGUGAAGGCACUGCAGGUGAAGAGCAAUUGUGACGGUUUGGCCUUCGUUGCUCAAUCUGCAAUCGAUGACGUCGCAGCUGGAGAUCCUUGGCAAGCAAUGGAUGCAAGUGGCUGGACACCUUGGAACACCAGAGGUUUCCAGUGUCAAGAGGGCCGUGAAGGGCGUGGAGAGUGGAAGGAAAUCUUCUCACCCUUGGACCCGUCGGCUGGGCUCAUAUUCUGGAAAGAAUCCAUCCCGUUGAAUUUGGCGUUUCAAGCCAAGUAUCCAUCUUGUAGCAUCGACGGCGGUCCAUUGCCACCUGGUCAAGCAGCCCGAGCAGGGCAAAACGUGGUUGAGGGAGGCAGAAAGUUUGCCAUCACAGAGGUUGUGAAGAAAGAUGGUUCACUGAUGAUGACUGCGAAAGCUUACAAUGGCCGCUGUAUCUUGGAGUGGCUCCAUGAUGCGAUGAGGAGGGCCAUUGCCAACCGAUCUUUUUCUGAUGAGAGAACGCCGCUGGCAUACUUGUCACCUCAGCAAGCUCAAGAUUUCCAUGCUGCAGCGCAGACUUACAUUGAUGCACACAUUGAGCUCACGCGGCUCUCUUGCUUGAUUGGAGGGAAACCUCACUGGAUCAUCCGUCCCAAGAUCCACGUGCCUUGGCCACUGCAAAGCUUGGGGCACCAAAGCAGUCAGGAUAAAGGGCCCAUGGCUGAGCUCAUGAAUUUCGAAAUGAAGGGGCCAUUGCUUCUGAGGCUCUUGGCCACGUGGCCAAACUGGCAAGACUUGAAAGUUAAAUGUCACGUCAGCACAGCGUGCGCUUUAGCAGUGGUCAAAAAGAGU
Molecule: messenger RNA, 5367 nt
Organism: Cladocopium goreaui
Lineage: Eukaryota; Dinophyceae; Suessiales; Symbiodiniaceae
Source: the annotation of a GenBank genome assembly